This is a messenger RNA of Purpureocillium takamizusanense, 1263 nucleotides long. RefSeq lists its product as uncharacterized. The transcript has 2 exons. NCBI's taxonomy places the organism in Eukaryota, Fungi, Ascomycota, Sordariomycetes, Hypocreales, Ophiocordycipitaceae. Gene Ontology annotation, molecular function: catalytic activity. The coding region runs from base 317 to 1171 and encodes 284 amino acids. The record is from RefSeq and is a predicted model, not a curated record.
GCAGCCGUUUGCCAAACUCAACCUGACCCCGGAGCCGUGGAUAAGGGAAGCAAUAUUGAAGCGUUGUGCUGCUCUCGCUUCAUGCAUCGCCAAUAACAGCCUGCAGCUAGCAACAGCACACGCAGCGACAUACAUGUAGACACGCACGCCACAUCCAACAGCGAGUGGGAUCGUGUCUUGCCAUCCGCCAUCAAGCCCCAUACAUCAUCAUUAUCAUCCAUCGGCCCCUCUUCACCCCGCCGCCCGGGGCAUCACUCACGCUCACUCAUCGCCCAAACUCACUCAAAGCAUCUCAGUCUCGCAGCAGACGCUCGCCAUGGCUCCGCCCACAGACAGAGACGAGAUCCUCGCCAGGCUGCGCGCGCAAAUCGACGCAGGCACGCCCAUCGUCGGCGCCGGCGCGGGCAUCGGCCUCUCGGCCAAGUUCGUCGAGGCCGGCGGCGGCGACCUCAUCAUCAUCUACAACAGCGGGCGCUUUCGCAUGGCCGGGCGGGGGUCGCUGGCAGGCCUGAUGCCGUACGGCAAUGCCAACGACGUGGUCCUCGAGAUGGCCAACGAGGUCCUCCCCGUCGUCCAGCACACGCCCGUCAUCGCCGGCGUCUGCGCCACCGACCCCUUCCGCAGCAUCCCGCGCUUUCUGCGCCAGCUGCGCGACCUCGGCUUCGCGGGCGUGCAAAACUUCCCGACCGUCGGGCUCAUCGACGGCCAGUUCCGCGCCAGCCUCGAGGAGACGGGCAUGUCGUACGCCCUCGAGGUGGACAUGGUGGCCGAGGCGCGCGCCUUGGGCCUGCUGACGACGCCCUACGUCUUCGACGAGGACCAGGCCGCGCGCAUGGCCCGCGCCGGCGCCGACGUGCUCGUCGCCCACAUGGGGCUCACCACGGGCGGCAGCAUCGGCGCCUCCGCGACGGCGGGGGGCGGCAAGACGCUCGACGAGUGCGUCGCCCUCAUCCAGCGCAUCCGCGACGCCGCCGUCGAGGUGCGCCCGGACGUCAUCGUCCUGUGCCACGGGGGGCCCAUUGCCGCGCCCGAGGACGCGCGCUACGUCCUCGAGCGCACCACGGGCGUCCACGGCUUCUACGGCGCGAGCUCCAUGGAGAGGCUGCCGGUGGAGGAGGCCAUCACCGACAUUACCCGGCGCUUCAAGGCACUGCCGGGGGCGAGGAAGUGAUGGGCGGCGCCCUUUGGCGUGGACCAUGAACGGACACAAUAUGAAGUACUACUUAUUAUUACUAUCUUGCGCCUGGGGUGGUUGACAAGGCC